AUGACGAACUUCUUAGUAGUAAAAUCCCCAUCAUCCUACAACGCUAUAAUAGGGUGCCCGACCCUCAAUAACCUCAAGGCGAUUACCUCUACAUACCACCUUAAAGUGAAAUUCCUAGCAGAAGUAGGAGUGAGCAAAAUUCGAGACGAACAGACAUUGGCUCAAGAAUGUUAUGUCCAAGAAUUGAAGACAAGGACGCCAACAAUAUGUAUAACCAGCAGUCCAGAGGGGUGCCCGCCACUACCACCCCCGCUGCCAACACCACUCAUAAGCAAAGAACCAGACGUGGAAGCUAGGAAUGAAAAGGAUUUGUUGCAAGUUGAAGUGAACGAAUCCUUAAAGAUAGUACAGUUGCACCCGAAUUGCCCAAUCGCCAUAACAAGGGUCAGUACAAACCUCCCACCAGAGUAUCGAGAAGCCUUGAAGCAGUUAUUGAUGGAACAUAGAGAUGUAUUUGCCUGCAGCUAUGAGGAUAUGCCCGCGAUUGAUAAUUUAAUCAAUGAGCACAGUCUCUGCAUUAAUUUAGAGGCUAAGAAAGUGUGGUACAAUCAGAUCAGAAUGAACAAGACGGAUGAGGAAAAGAUGGCGUUCAUAACCGACAGAGGACUCUACUGCUAUCGGGUAAUGCAUUUCGGUCUAAAGAAUGCUGGGGAAACAUACCAAAGGCAGGUUAACCGGAUGUUGAAGCACUAG
This is a messenger RNA of Juglans microcarpa x Juglans regia, 693 nucleotides long. RefSeq lists its product as uncharacterized. The record is from RefSeq and is a predicted model, not a curated record. The coding region runs from base 1 to 693 and encodes 230 amino acids. The transcript is spliced from 2 exons. NCBI's taxonomy places the organism in Eukaryota, Viridiplantae, Streptophyta, Magnoliopsida, Fagales, Juglandaceae.